AUUGCACUUCCUGCUCACAUUUCUGAUGAAAUUUUUAUCACAUUUUAUUUGAUUGUAGAGUAUAUUCUGUAUUGUUUUAUAAAUAAAAGACAUCAUGAAGUUGUAUACAAACAGUGGAAACUAUGAGACUAUAAAGAUUUUAAUUUCAGGCAACAUAUCUGGACAGAGACUUGAACAUGUUGAAGUUCAAAAUUCAGGUGAAGUCAAGUGUCAAUUGUUCUCUGAUAGAUUCCCAGUCCUGGAAGUAUCCACAAGCCUUGUUUUGCAGUCACCCAAUGCAGCAUGCAGAUAUGUACUGGCUAAAGGAGGUAAAGAUAUUGAUGAUAUCCAUAUUGAUGAGUGGCUGGAGUGGGAGAGCUCUGUUCUCAAGCCUUCAUUGCUGCCAUAUUUAGUGAGUUUACUGAAUAAAAGCCAGGUGGAUAAUAAACUUGCUGCAAAUUUGCAACCAUGUCUUCAACACAUAGAAAUGGCACUGAAGAGAACUGGGUACAUUUAUGGGGCCUCAGUAACAGCAGCUGAUAUUGUAAUGUGGAGCACAUUGAGCCCACUUCUAUCAGGGAAGGACACUGCAGCCAUAAGUCCCACUGUUCUACCUGCAACCUAUGGAUGGUUUAAAAAGAUGGUGGAUGAUGCAAGUUUCAAAUCAGCAGCUCAAGUUGUAGCUCAAAACAAACCCCUGUCUCUAGAAGUCUUCAAGAAAUCUCUACUGUCCCUGACUUUACCAACAACUGGGGGAGUGGAUAGCUUGAGUAAACGGUUCAAAGCAGGUUGCAAUGUAGCAAGUGGCCAAACUAAGACUAACUCAUCUGCAGAUGAGCAAGAGACUGUUCCUGAGAAGGCCCUCACAGAUGAGGAGGUCAGCAAAGCCUCUAAAUCCUGGAGCCAGGCUGAUGACAUGGUAAAACCUCUUCCCAGGCAGCAUCCAAUCUUGCCUAAAGAGGGUGCUAAGAAUAUGUUGGUCACCAGUGCCUUGCCUUAUGUGAACAACAUUCCACAUCUUGGCAACAUUAUUGGAUGUGUACUUAGCGCUGAUGUAUAUUCUAGAUUUUGUCGCUUGCGUAACUACAACGUGUUGUACAUCAGUGGUACUGAUGAGUAUGGCACUGCAACUGAGACAAAGGCUAUUGAGGAGAACCUUACACCACAACAGAUCUGUGACAAAUACAAUAAAAUACACACAGAAAUAUAUGAGUGGUUCAACAUUGAUUUUGACUUCUUUGGAAGAACUACGACAAAAUACCAAACAGAGAUAGCCCAAGAUAUAUUUUGGCAGCUUCAUAAAAACAAUUUUAUCUUAAAGGACACUGUAGAGCAACUUCGCUGUUUACAGUGUGAAAGGUUUCUGGCUGAUCGUUUUGUAGAGGGUACAUGUCCUUUCUGUGCGUACGAGGAUGCCAGGGGUGACCAGUGUGACAAAUGUGGCAAGCUAAUCAAUGCCCCUGAGUUGAAACAACCAAAAUGUAAAGUGUGUAAAAACACUCCAGUUGUUCAAACCUCUGAACAUCUCUUUCUAGAUCUACCAAAGCUUGAACCUCGUCUGUCAGCGUAUUUGGAUGCAGAAUUUGAGAAAGGUAUCUGGACAUCCAAUACUAAAGUCAUCACCAAGGCCUGGAUUAGAGAUGGUUUGAAACCACGCUGUAUUACCCGUGAUCUCAAAUGGGGAACCCCAGUACCUCUUGAAGGUUUCAAAGAAAAGGUGUUCUAUGUGUGGUAUGAUGCCCCUAUAGGCUACAUGUCAAUGACAGCCAACUAUACUGAGCAAUGGAAACAAUGGUGGAAUAACCCCAGCAAGGUUCAAAUGUAUAACUUUAUGGCCAAAGAUAAUGUACCAUUUCACAGUGUGAUAUUCCCCUGUUGUCUGCUAGGAGCAGAGAAUAACUACACUGUAGUGAACAAUCUAAGUGCAACAGAAUACUUAAAUUAUGAGGAUGGAAAGUUCAGCAAAAGUCGAGGUGUAGGCGUGUUUGGGAACAAUGCUAGAGAUACUGGAAUACCUGCAGAUAUUUGGAGAUUCUAUCUCUUGUUUAUUCGACCAGAGUCCCAAGACAGCACAUUUAACUGGGAUGAUUUUGUGUUGAAGAACAACAGUGAAUUGUUGAACAAUCUUGGGAAUUUCAUCAACAGGGCUUUGGCAUUCCUGGAAAAGAACUUUGAUUCUGUCAUCCCAGAGAUUACCCCAACUCAAGAGGACUCUGAACUGAUGGCAUAUAUCACUAGAGAAUUACACAGCUACAUAGACAAUCUCGAGAAAAUCAAAAUAAAAGAUGGCCUGCGCAAUAUUCUCAGUAUUUCAAAACUUGGCAAUCAGUAUAUACAAGCCCACAAACCAUGGCUGCUCAUCAAAGGAUCCCCAGAGGAAAAAUUACGAGCAGGGACUGUUAUUGGGAUUGCUGUAAAUAUUACCAAUCUUAUAUCCGUGCUACUACAACCAUAUAUGCCUGAGGUUAGCAAGACCAUACAGCAACAACUUAGUGCCCCGGACAUUGUGAAUGUGGUAGUUGACAAGUUUGUUUGCUUUCUAAAGCCAGGACAUAAAAUUGGCAAGCCCAGCCCACUAUUCCAGAAGAUAGAGCCUAGUCUUGCAAGUGAACUUAGAGAAAAGUUUGCAGGACAAUCUAGCAAACAGUCAGUGAGUGCUGCAGAUGCUGAGAGACUUUCAAGUGAAGUUGCAAAACAGGGUGAUAUUGUUCGUGAACUGAAGUCCAAAGGUGAAAAAUCUCAGGUUGAUGUUGAAGUGAAGAAGCUUCUUGAAUUAAAGAAACAACUUGCAGCAGCCCAAGGAGUGCCUGAAACUGGUGGGAAGAAGAAAAAGGGAGGGAAAACAGACAAUUCUAAAGGUCAAGGUCAACCUAGUAAGAAGUCGUCUGUUAAUGUUCCAAAGGUCGCCGACCCUGCACUUGUAGAAUCCUUAACAACUCAAGUAACACAGCAAGGAGAUACAGUGAGACAGUUAAAAGCUAGUAAAGCAGCUAAGCCUGAGGUUGAUAGUGCUGUAGCCAAACUGUUGGAUCUGAAGAGACAGCUUGCAGUUGCGCAAGGACUGAACCCAGAUGAUAUUGGAGCUGGUGGUAAAAAGAAAAAGGGCAAGAAAUAAUAUAGACUAUGUACUAAAAUAAUAUUGGGAUUGGGAACAAAUAUUAUUUUAACACACACACAUCAAUACAGGAUUUGUUAAUUUUAUGCAACAGUGCUACAUGUCCAAUUGCGUUGAGACUUUUUAUAUGAUAUGAUAUGUGAACAUAUGUACAGUAAAACCUGUCUAUAUUGAAAACCUUUAGAGGCACAGAAAGUGUUCACUAGACACAGUCUUUAUAGUCUAUAAAGUCACUGGAGUUUGAAAUGGUGUUCACCUGGGACAGGUAUUCACUAGAAACAGGUGAUCGUCACUGUGGAAAGUUUACUAUGUUAGUCAGAAGCAUAUAAAAAACUUCAAGUAUUCUCAAAAUAAGAAUUGAAUUGUACUAUUCAUAUUUCAUCAAAUUAUUUCUAUUCCAAAAUAGGAUGUAGUAAAACUGUUUUCGGUGUUAUGUUUUAUUUUACAUAUUUAUCAUAUCAAUGCACAAUAAUUUUUUCAUUUGGGAUGUAAAAGAAGGAGUUUUAUCAAUAUUAAUAAAUAAAAUAAAAUAAAUAUUGCAGAUCAAUUGUUUGUUAUACCACUGAGUGC
This is a messenger RNA of Owenia fusiformis, 3664 nucleotides long. The record is from the annotation of a GenBank genome assembly. NCBI's taxonomy places the organism in Eukaryota, Metazoa, Annelida, Polychaeta, Sabellida, Oweniidae.